Molecule: messenger RNA, 1545 nt
Organism: Populus euphratica (Euphrates poplar)
Lineage: Eukaryota; Viridiplantae; Streptophyta; Magnoliopsida; Malpighiales; Salicaceae
Product: DNA (cytosine-5)-methyltransferase CMT3-like
Exons: 8
Coding region: 1-1545 (514 amino acids)
Biological process (GO): negative regulation of gene expression via chromosomal CpG island methylation
Cellular component (GO): nucleus
Molecular function (GO): DNA (cytosine-5-)-methyltransferase activity; DNA binding; chromatin binding
Source: RefSeq, a predicted model, not a curated record
AUGGGAAGGAAGUUUUGGUUCGGUGGUGGUUUGCUUGUUUGGUAUGGACUCGACCGUCCCCUUAAAUCCCUCCCUAACUCUUCGGACCCGCGCCCCGCCCCCCAUCUCCAUUCAAACUUCAAACCGCGCCCCCUUCCCUUCUCCUUCUCCAGCACCACCGUGCCGCGAAAACGACAUCGCAGCACGACGACAAAACCAGAAGCGGCAGCGUCUACUUCUUCUUCAAUUAAGCAAAAGAAGACGGCGGCGACGCCGAAACGUAUUUGGUUGAGAGAAGUAGAGAAGGAAGAGGAAGAGGAGGUGUUUGUUUUGGAAGGAGAUGAGGAUGACACGAACUCAGUGGAUGAAGUCGGAGAUAGGAUGGGGACUGGUAAUGCUGAUUCUAGACCUGACACGAAGGAGAAGCGUGGAUCUGGUAAAGCUGAGAAGAAGAUAUCGACGCCUAUGAAGGUUAAGGAGGAUGAAACGCUGGCGAGGUUUGUCGGAGCUCAGAUUCCUGGUGCUGAAGCCAGAAAGAAGUGGCCUCAUCGAUAUGCUAAUAAGGUAACUUUCUCUAGAUGUCACUACACACGGGCAGAUGUUGAUAGGAUCAUCUAUGAUCUCUAUUAUGAUGCUUAUGUCCAAGCUUCUGACGGAGAACCAGACUAUUUAUGCAGGAUAAGUGAGAUGUUUGAGUCUGUAGACAGGACCCUAUAUUUUACUACUCAAUGGUACUAUCGAUCCCCUGACACGAUCAUUAAAAAUAAGUACAUUUCGGAUCCAAAGUGUGUUUUCUUUUCUGAGAUUCGAAAUGCCAAUCCCUUGGAGUGUCUUACAUGGAAGCUGAACAUUGUUAGAUUGGCACUCGAUGUGGAUCCGGAGAAUAAACGAGCAAGGUCCUCUGGUUGUGAUUUCUAUUGUGUCAUGCUUUAUUUUCUUCUAUAUUCUACCUUUGUCAAGUUACCAACAGAAAACAAUACAACUGGACCCGAGAGUUCAACGAUAUCCAAUGAUAUUCAUGAUGCUGGGGUGAAGUCUGAGAGUGACGAAGUUUGUGGAACCAGUGGCAGUAGUAAAUCAGAGGUUGCUUUACUGGACUUGUAUUCUGGCUGUGGAGCAAUGUCAACUGGUCUUUGCCUUGGUUUAACUCUGGUCACCGUCAAAAUAUGGGCUGUUGACUUGAAUAUGAACGCUUGUCAAAGUUUGAGGUUGAAUCAUCCGGAGACACAGGUUGUCCAUUUUGUAUUUAAUUUUUACUCGUUCUUUUGUCACGUCAUCCUAUUCAAUACGUUGAACUUUAACCGGGUCGCCUUUGUGGAUCAGGUGAGAAAUGAAGCUGCUGAAGACUUCUUUGUGUUACUGAAAGAGUGGGAAAAACUCUGCAUAAGGUUUUCUCUCGUGAAAAAUGAUGACCCAGAAAAGAAACAAACAUACUGUUUUGAUAUGGAUGAUGAAGAUGACAGUGAUGAUAAUGAUAAUGACGACGAAAAAGGUGUUUCUGAAGUGUUUGAAGUGGAGAAAAUAUUGGACAUCUGCUACGGACCCCAAGAAGAAUUAUUGACCUGA